Molecule: messenger RNA, 696 nt
Organism: Mercurialis annua (annual mercury)
Lineage: Eukaryota; Viridiplantae; Streptophyta; Magnoliopsida; Malpighiales; Euphorbiaceae
Product: mitochondrial intermembrane space import and assembly protein 40 homolog
Exons: 4
Coding region: 79-546 (155 amino acids)
Biological process (GO): protein import into mitochondrial intermembrane space
Cellular component (GO): mitochondrial intermembrane space
Molecular function (GO): protein-disulfide reductase activity
Source: RefSeq, a predicted model, not a curated record
GACCCGAUUACAGUUCCUAAUCUGCGGUGAAAAAUUGGUGCAUAAUCUACUUGCAGACCAGCUGUCUAGAAAAGUAAGAUGGGUCAGGCUCAUAGCGAGGUGGCGGCAGUUGAUCAAACUCAGAGUCAGAGCGACCAGUCAGCAUCAUCGGUUGAGUUACCUGAUUCCCAGCCACAUACGUCAAUCGAAUCUCUCAUUGCAGAAGCUGUUGCAUUUGGCAAUGAAGAGAAUGAGUCUCUUGAUGCAAAAGCUCAGAAAGCACUAGAGUGCCCAUGCAUAGCUGACUUGCGCAAGGGCUCAUGUGGGGUUCCGUUUUCAGAAGCGUUCCUUUGUUUUCUCAAAAGUACCGCUGAGGAAAAGGGUUCGGACUGUGUACAUCCAUUUGUGGCUUUGCAGAAUUGCAUUAAAGCAAAUCCUGAUGCAUUUCCAAAGGACGUUUUAGAAGAAGAAGAAGUGAGAAAAGACGACAAAGUGGCAGCUCAAGAGUACGAAAUUCUCCCUCCGACAUGGUCACGGGAAUCUCCAAGCCAAAAAUCCAAGCUCUAAAUAGACAUUCUUGCACAGCAAUUACAGUUCUGAAAUACUGAUUUUGAUCCAGACAAUUGUUGGCCUCUAAUUAUUUGAAAAAUGGAAUUUAUUAUGAACCCAAAAGACUGUAUGAAAUUAGCAAUAUAUCGAAUUGAUUUGAUACUUUAA